AUGAAUCGCAAGAGCAGCAAAGCACCGCUGCUCGAACCACAAGAUGCAGUCGACCUGACUUCAGGAACCGGAUCUGCUGCCCACAACGCUCUACAGAACACUCUCGACAAGAGCACGAUACCCAAGAAGAAAAGCUCAUGGCUCAACAUCGGUGGCAACAUCCGCAAAGGUGCUAUGGCUAUCAAGGGUGCCAUCGAAUAUGUCCGUAGUGAUUCCUCUACCUCAGAUGGAGCCAAAACACCUUCCAGCGACACCACUCCGCAAAUGUCUUUCUCAGAGCAAGCCAAGUCAGAGAGCACUGGCGAGGCUCUGCGGCCCACCACUCCAACCAAGCCCUUGCAACGCCACAAUACCUUCUCACCAAAAGCCAUGGCGACCUCGCUUCGUCAUGCCUUUCCACGCCAGCAUUCCCACCGAAGCAGUAUUAGCAAAUCAACGUACGGCAAUCUCAACGAGGAAGGCGGGAGCCCUAGAGAUCCGGAACAAUUUCUCACAGACGGAAAAGCUGAUCCGCAAGCGACACCUCAUCAUAGACGGGUGAGCCUUGCAGGCACUCUGGUUGGCAGCAUACGAAAUCGGCGAUUCGGCCGUGCAGUGAGCCUCAAGAGGCAGAAUCCUUGCAAUCUUGAUGAUCUGCCUGCACUGCCGCCAUCGCCCACUAAGCCGAUUGGUAUACCAUCGUCUACAGCGCCACAUCUAAUUCUCAACCUCUCACCCCUGUGCGUGAUGUCUCCACCUUUUGGUGAAGAUAUGCGACGGGACAGCAAAGCGGAUUGCCUCGACCUGAACGAAAUUACCAGCGGCUUACCAGACGACCGUGGAAUAUGUGUCCCUCCGGGAAUGGAGGCCAGUGCGAAGACUCGAGAAGAACUUGAUACUGUAGGACCGCCGUCCUUGGAUUUGACCUUACAGCUGCCCCCGCCUGCUAUGGAACCUGGCUGGCCCAAUCUGAUGCUGUCACGCGAUGCACCCACAACACCAAUGCCCGGGACGAUUCUCACCUUGGAGCUCGAUGGCAGGAACAGUGAGAAGUCAGCCAUCUUCGAACGCAGCGUGGACUGUUCCGAGAGCUCAACCAAGCAAAGUGCCCAAAGCUUACGUCAAGUGAGCUCAAUUGAUGCCCUUGCUCGUGACCCUCACCACUCAACCGUGCCACCAAACAGUGCGAACGAUUCUAUGGAGGCCCUCGCUACCGCAGCUGAGAUCGCGCAUGCAGCAGACGAGGUAGAGCAGCACUGGACCCAAGGCACCAUGGAUGCGCUCGAUGUGGCAUCCGACAACGCCGCUGAAGUUCGUGGUGAGACCCAUAAAAGUCCUCAGGUUAUGGAGAUCAGCCACGCAUCGCCUGAAGGGCUUGACGAGGAGCAGUCGGAUCUUGAUGGCACGCCAACCAUACGUCUCGUUCCAGUUCCGCUUGAGAUUCCUCAUCGUCCACGACCGCAUCGCGAUUUGCUGUCGGCCACCACUAUCAGUACGUGUCCGCCUGACAUGGAACCGAUCUUUCCGUGCGCUACACCGCGUCGAGAUGGCCAGCAAUCUGCAGAGUGCUCUUCCGAAAAUCAUGGGCCGAACUCCUUGGAGAAUCAUCAAAGCUGCAAGGGCAAGGGUAAGGCCGCAGCCAUAGAAGACCAGGACGUUCUCAUGCAUAAUAUCGACGAAGGUCACUCUUAUAAAGCACACCAUACGCGCGUCAAUGAAGCUGCUGGUGAAGACGACGAGCAGAUCAUCGACCAACUGCACUCUGCCCCCCGGAACGAUGACACAGACUCAAUCAUCACGGACUACGACGAAUUCAAGACUCAGCUCUUCUUUCCAGCCGAUGACGCCAGCAGCAUCGACCUACCGAACUAUGAAUAUGCCAAUGAUGUCUCCGGCAGUCCAUCGAACGUCACACCUCUCGUACCAGUCCUUGCGAGAGCCGUCAACAACUCUCAGGACUCCAGCCCAGCGAGCGGGAGAGUGAGUGGUAUCCGCUCAACGGAUGUGGGUGGUCUGAUGUACAAAUUCACCAUAAGCAGCUGGCUGGGCAAUACUUCCGACGGCGAAGCUGGUGGUCCUUCCACGCCCACUCCUCAGCAUGUCACCGAAAGCCUCGAUGGCGGGUCUGAGGCUACUGAAGUUGGUUAUUCGCUUGGAGAUCCGUUCAUGGAGCCUACUACUGCGCAUUCUCCAUCGCCCUCGAGUCAGCCGGACGAUGAUGCGAGUCACGAGUUUCAUGCUGCAGUUCCGACUAGUUCUCCGGCUUGCUUGACGGAGUGGGAGAAGCUGAAUUUCCAGGCCUCCGUCCCAGCUCAAGCUCACGAACUAUCAUGUGCUGCCUCAGGACAGAACGACUCGCCUACCGUGCCAGGAUCCGAGCACAGCAAGGAUCGUGUCUGCUCGAAUGAUACCCUGGACGAUACUCUUGCUCUGUUUAGCGAGAACGAGGAGGUGGUCGUGAGCUCACCGCAAAGUGGGUAUGAGGGUGAUGAGAGUGGGCCUGCGUCUGAUGGGACACCGCCUCAGCCGGAGAGGGCAAGGUUUCAUUUCAGGGGGUUUGUUGGGGGGAUGGAGUAA
Messenger RNA from Recurvomyces mirabilis, 2556 nucleotides. RefSeq lists its product as uncharacterized. The transcript has 2 exons. The coding region runs from base 1 to 2556 and encodes 851 amino acids. The record is from RefSeq and is a predicted model, not a curated record. NCBI's taxonomy places the organism in Eukaryota, Fungi, Ascomycota, Dothideomycetes, Mycosphaerellales, Teratosphaeriaceae.